Molecule: messenger RNA, 1224 nt
Organism: Alternaria arborescens
Lineage: Eukaryota; Fungi; Ascomycota; Dothideomycetes; Pleosporales; Pleosporaceae
Exons: 2
Coding region: 1-1224 (407 amino acids)
Source: RefSeq, a predicted model, not a curated record
AUGAGAUUUACCGCACUUACUCUUUUGGCCCUGGGUGCCUCAACCUCAGCCUACGUUGUGCCAAACAACAAGCAAGCCGUCGAUAAUGCCGUCAAAGCACGCAUGCCAGGAAGCGGACCUGUGCACGCGACCAACCUCGUAGCUGCACUCGCAGAUCGUGGAGUUGAAGCUCGCCACCAUAAGGGUAAAGGCGGAGCGGGCGCCGCUGGUGGUGCCGGAGGCGCUGGUGGUCUAGCCAAGCUCUUCGGCCGUGAUGCUCAAGAGUUGACCCAAGAAGAGGACGACGCUCAUUGGGCUGACCUUCACACUCGCUCUCCUCACCACAAGGGCAAGGGAGGCAACGCCGGCGGAGCUGGUGGCCGCGGCAAAGUGUCCGGCCGUGAUGCUCAAGAGUUGACUCAAGAGGAGGACGACGCUCACUGGGCUGAUCUUCACACUCGUUCUCCCCACCACAAGGGCAAGGGAGGCAACGCUGCCGGUGCCGGGGGAGCUGGUGGCCGCGGCAGACUGUCUGGACGUGAGCCUGAAGCACACCACAAGGGCAAGGGCGGAAACGCUGCUGGUGGUGCCGGAGGCGCUGGUGGUCUAGCCAAGCUCUUCGGCCGUGAUGCUCAAGAGUUGACCCAAGAAGAGGACGAUGCUCAUUGGGCUGAUCUUCACACUCGUUCUCCCCACCACAAGGGCAAGGGAGGCAACGCUGCUGGUGCCGGGGGAGCUGGUGGCCGCGGCAGACUGUCUGGACGUGAGCCUGAAGCACACCACAAGGGCAAAGGCGGAAACGCUGCUGGCGCUGGCGGUGCCGGCGGCCUCGCCAAAUUGUUCGGACGUGAGCCUGAGGCACACCACAAGGGCAAGGGAGGCAAUGCUGCCGGUGCCGGAGGAGCUGGAGGCCUCGCUAAACUGUUCGGACGCGACCCUGAAGCACACCACAAGGGCAAGGGAGGCAACGCUGCCGGUGCUGGUGGAGCUGGAGGCUUGGCCAAGUUGUUCGGACGUGACCCCGAAGCGCACCACAAGGGCAAGGGCGGAAAUGCUGCUGGUGCUGGCGGUGCCGGCGGACUCGCCAAACUGUUCGGACGUGACCCAGAGGCACACCACAAGGGCAAGGGAGGCAACGCUGCCGGUGCUGGUGGACGUGGCAAGCUAUCCGGCCGUAACCCCCAGGAGUUGACCCAAGCCGAAGACGAUGCCCACUGGGCCGACCUUCACACUGGCGACAACUAA